UACAGCUGUGAACCACUGUGCUUCCACUUGCUGAGUAGCCGCCGCCGCCUCGGCAAUUCUUAUCGGAAUUUGAGUUUCAGUGCGCAGUGACCCUCUUACUUGACAUUUCCUUUACACAAGCUCGAGCGGAGCGCGAGUCCAACGCACUGAGCUGGCACUCACCACCACCACCACCAGCAACAGCAAUCUUCAUGGAGGGUAGAUAACAACGCAAGUGCUCGCUUGUGCGAUGUGUGUCAAGCGAAGUGCAUAUCCGUAAUGUACAGGCACGCAUGCUCACUGUUGGAAUUGAGCUGAGCAGUUACAUACACACAUAUGUACAUAUUCAUGUAAGUAAAUGAUGCUCAUGUGGCAUAGUGUGUCUGCGCCUCUACUCGCAUUACUCACGCUCUUCCAGUACGUAGAAGUAGUUUUUGUUGGUUCUUAUUGCUGUUUCUUCGAUUGUACACACUCCCUUUUUCCUGUAGGAAAUGUACAAACAUUUUUCUUGUUUUUGCGUGGAGAGUGUGCCACAGCCGCGGAGCUAUAAAAGAGCGCUGCAUGCGAAGUUGAAAUCAUUCUAAAUUUGUACGUCAAACGUGCCACACGCAACGCAACGCAACGGAACGCACCAAGCGAAUAGCUCAUUGAAGAAUUUUAGCAGAAAAACCGAGAAUAUUUCGACGAAUAUGUGUCAACAACAGCAACAAUUAGCAGCGUCUACCAACGCCAACGCGAACACACAAAUACAGGGUUCCAAAUUGAAGUCGAGCUACAGCAUUAAACGUGUUUUGCAGACACUCUUCCGCAACAAGCAACAACAGCAGCAAACCAACAAGUUACAACGCCGCCAACAACAACGUUUGCAGCAACAAAAUCAACGUUUAUGCAAUUCACUGGAGUCAUUGGAGUCACUUGAAAAUUUGCGCAAUGCCCAAAUGGAAGAACAACAUUUCUAUGAGGAAAUCGAAGAUAACUCAGCCAACGAGAAGAUAGCAGAAUUGGCGCGUGAAGAUGAGGAGGAGGCGGAGGAGCAUGAUAUAUAUGUGCCCGUACGUUUUGCACGCACCGAAGCUGGUACCUUCUUUUGGACCACCAAUUUGCAACCGGUGUUGAGCAGUUUUGCGCCCGUCGCCGCCGAUGAGGAUCUACUGCAGCCCAGUUACUGUUACAGCAACUCACAAUAUCCGCACAUGCAGUAUCCAUAUCAUCACGUUCAAGAUCGUUGGGCACAAGCUUGAGGCUUGAUUGUGCGGAUUAGCAACUGAAGUGUUGUUGCUCUGUACGAUAUCAUUUGGGACUGGAGCUUUAGAUAUUUGUGAUACUCAUUCGUAGCGGCUGAAGUACUCGUAAUGAACUAGUUAAUAUAUUAUAUGUAUGCAUUGUGGACGUGAUAGUUGAAUCGAAGUGCUUCCAAUUUAGUAUUUAAGAUUCUGAAACAAAACGUCAAGUGCUCAUCCACGUUGAAGGCUUAAGUUUUUUAUUGACUUACUUAUGAGUUUUAUAUUCCUCAUUUUUAUUGUCAUUUAUUACUUCGUUUAUUUUUUAUUUUGAUUUCCUAGUUGCUAAGCGAUUUUUGUGAUAAUGAAAAGCUUUAAUUUUAUUUUUUCCACUAAGAAAUGAUAAAAAAAC
Messenger RNA from Ceratitis capitata (Mediterranean fruit fly), 1611 nucleotides. It is a transcript of the gene E(spl)malpha-BFM, whose product is annotated as enhancer of split malpha protein. The coding region runs from base 669 to 1220 and encodes 183 amino acids. The transcript has a single exon. The record is from RefSeq and is a predicted model, not a curated record. Gene Ontology annotation, biological process: Notch signaling pathway; sensory organ development. Lineage: Eukaryota; Metazoa; Arthropoda; Insecta; Diptera; Tephritidae.